AUGUCUGCAUCACCCACCGCUCGUCAAGCCGUUUCCCACGCCCUGCCCAUGAUGGCCGUUAAGACCAAGAAGAUCGUCAUCACCGAUCCCAUCCAGAUGCCCGAGGUGUACUCCUCGACGCCCGGCGGUACCCUGUACUCCACCACGCCCGGAGGCACCAAACUGAUCUAUGAGCGUGCUUUCAUGAAGAAUCUGCGUGCUUCCCCCCUGAGCCAGACGCCGCCCAGCAAUAUUCCCAGCUGCCUGAUGCGCGGCACUCCACGCACCCCGUUCAGAAAGUGUGUGCCCGUGCCCACGGAGCUGGUGAAGAAGACCCAAUCGCUGAAGAUCGAGGAUCAGGAGCAGUUCCAGCUGGAGCUGUAACCCGAUCAGCGCUGGGGCCUCAAUUCCAAUCAAGCAGCAACUGCCAAAAUCAUUUAGUUCUUACGUUUGCCCAGACACUGAUCUUAUAAUCUUAGAGAGCGUCCGUCAUCAGUUAACAAAACU
Messenger RNA from Drosophila subobscura, 486 nucleotides. RefSeq names its product eukaryotic translation initiation factor 4E-binding protein 3 (gene Thor). The record is from RefSeq and is a predicted model, not a curated record. Gene Ontology annotation, cellular component: cytoplasm. Lineage: Eukaryota; Metazoa; Arthropoda; Insecta; Diptera; Drosophilidae. Gene Ontology annotation, biological process: negative regulation of translational initiation. Bases 1 to 363 code for a protein of 120 amino acids. The transcript has 2 exons. Gene Ontology annotation, molecular function: eukaryotic initiation factor 4E binding.